This is a messenger RNA of Rhodotorula graminis WP1, 409 nucleotides long. RefSeq lists its product as uncharacterized. NCBI's taxonomy places the organism in Eukaryota, Fungi, Basidiomycota, Microbotryomycetes, Sporidiobolales, Sporidiobolaceae. The record is from RefSeq and is a predicted model, not a curated record. The annotation marks the transcript as partial. The transcript has a single exon.
AUGUCGCGCGGCAAACGAAGCCGUGCCCACAAGCAGGCUCAGGCCGAAAAGGCUGCUGCAGCCCGUGCCGAGCAGGCCGCGUCGGCCCCUCCUCGCCCGUCCGGCACCGCCAGGUUCCAACCCUCGUCCAACUACCUCGCCUACCAGCACCCGCCACCGCACCCAGCUGCUCCGCCGUACCCGUCGUACCCACCACACCACCCCGUGCCACCGCCCCAGCACGUCCUCGACGACGCCCUCGCCGGGUUGCAGCCCCUCGCCUCGUCAUCUGCCUCGCACUUCGACCCUCGCCUCCCGCCUCACGCACAACCGCCCGCCGCGUACGGCUACCCGCCACCUCGUCAGUCGGUCGCCUACUACGGCCCACCCCCGCCACAAGCCGACCCGGGCCCGAGUCGCUCCGCUUGGC